This is a messenger RNA of Contarinia nasturtii (swede midge), 1469 nucleotides long. It is a transcript of the gene Nipsnap, whose product is annotated as protein NipSnap. The transcript has 9 exons. NCBI's taxonomy places the organism in Eukaryota, Metazoa, Arthropoda, Insecta, Diptera, Cecidomyiidae. Gene Ontology annotation, cellular component: mitochondrion. The record is from RefSeq and is a predicted model, not a curated record. Bases 216 to 1049 code for a protein of 277 amino acids.
AAUCAACUUUUAUUCUGUUAUCAGAGAAUAUGAGAUCCAGUAAAGUCGUCAAACAGAGCCACUAAUAGAAAUUGGUGUUCUCAUCAUUUGUUUGUUAUUCUCUUGUCGCUCCUAAUAAAAAUAACCUUCAUUUCGAUACACAAGCACGUAUUAUAUAAAAAUUUGAUACAAUCAAAAAAGGAAAGAAAGGGUGAAAAAAGAAUAUCUUUGUGAAUAUGUCGGCUUGGAAUAAAUUGAAAACAUUGCCAAAAUUGGUGAUGACGACAACUUCAUCACCAUACCGAACGUUGUCAACGUCAUCGGCCUUGUCAAAGGAUGAUUCGUGGCUGAGCAAAUUAUUGGUUCGUAAAAUUGAACCAACCAAAGAAUCUCACAGUCGGAUGUUGAGCGACAAAGAGGUCAUUUAUGCACUUCAUACGCAUAAUGUACGACCCGAUUCCAAAACCAAAUAUUUGGAAAAUUACAAAAAGACAACCGCAUUGAUUCACUCGAAAAAAGAUGAAAUUUCAUCCGAUUUGAUUGGUUCAUGGACUGUCCAUGUCGGCGAUAUGGAUCAGUGUUUGCAUUUGUGGAAAUAUACGGGUGGCUUUGAGAAAAUUGAUGCAGCUCAUCGCAUUUUAGAAAAUGAUAAAGAUUAUCAAUCGCUUGAAAAAGAACGUGGAGUAUUGAUGCGUUCGCGUCAUUUACAAUAUAUGCUUCAGUUCAGCUACUGGCCACAAAUUAAAUUACGUGAUCCGUCUCAUAUUUAUGAAAUGCGUUCAUAUCGCUUAAAACCAGGGACCAUGAUCGAAUGGGGUAACAAUUGGGCCAGAGGUAUCCAAUAUCGUCAAGCUGGCGAUGUGCCAUUCGCCGGUUUUUUCUCGCAAAUCGGACGUCUUUACAAUGUUCAUCACAUUUGGUGCUAUAAAUCAUUUCAGGAUCGUAAAGAAAGCCGUGAGGCUGCUUGGCGAGCACCUGGCUGGGAUGAGUGUGUGGCUUACACUGUACCACUUAUAAGAGAAAUGCACACUCGCAUCUUACGACCAACUGAUUUCUCGCCAACCCAAUAAAUAUGUUCAAUCACCAAACACCUCUUUUCUAUGAUUUGUUUACGUUUGAAUGAAAUUGAGAAUAAAUGCUGCAAGAACUACAGUGGAGCAUUGCAACAUUGCAGUUGUUUUUUCUCCACAAACAUCUAUAAUCUAUAUAUUAGAGGCAGCACACUGACUUGAAAAAACGAUGAUAAAUAUUUGGAAAAAAAUCAAUUAUAUAAUAUUAAUCCAAAUUCAUUGCACAAAAUAUUCAAAUUCGGUGUGAAAAAAGUACUUUCUCAAUUCUGUGCAAAUCUCGAAAAUAAUGGAAAAAAACACAAACAUUUAAUAUCCAUGAUUUUCACUUUAUCGUAAUUAACCUUUAUCGUAGAUCAAUGUGAAAAUCACCUUAUCAUUAAAAGAAACUGAUGAUUAAAAUGAAGCAUUUAAACAUUUGAA